CUCCAGCCGAUUUACGUAAAAGUUGAAAAAUCCUGAAAUAGUCAGAUAAGAUGUCACGCUCCUUGCAACGUUUGCUAGGCAGCUGUAGGCGCUUGGCCCACCAGCCAGUCCUCCGGCCGCAACGUAGUUUGGCCGCGGCGCCAGAUCCCGUUAAGGGAAAGGGGCCGAUAUCGUGGAAGGGCUUGGCUGUUGUCGGAGUACUGGGCGCCGGCGGAUUGGGAUUUAUGCUCUAUGUGAAGAGCGAGAAGGAUGAGGCACGAAUGAAGGAGCGCAAGAGGCAGCUCGGCAAGGCAGCUAUCGGCGGGCGAUGGGACUUAGUCGACUCCCAAGGACAAGUACGGAAAUCUGAAGAAUUUCUAGGAAAAUGGCUGCUCAUAUAUUUUGGCUUCACUCAUUGUCCAGACAUUUGUCCCGAUGAGCUGGAGAAGAUGGCUGCUGUCGUCGAUGAAGUCGAAAAAUCUCCACAGACGCCAGCAGUGCAGCCUAUAUUCAUCACAGUGGAUCCAGAACGUGACUCCAAGGAAGUGGUCGGAAAAUAUGUCAAGGAGUUUUCACCAAAGCUGCUGGGACUAACUGGAACUGUGGACCAGAUACGAAAUGUUUGCAAGGCCUUUCGUGUUUACUUUAGUGCCGGUCCACGCGACGAGGAUAACGACUAUAUUGUCGAUCACACCAUUAUCAUGUACCUAGUCAACCCGGACGGAGAAUUUGUGGAUUACUACGGCCAGAACAGGGAUAAGGAACAGUGUGUGGCAUCGAUUCUGGUCAACAUAGCCAAAUGGAAUUCGCUAAAAAAAAAGGGAUGGUUCACAUAGGCUAGGCAACACCUUGCUAAUUUAAAAUGUUCAUUUUGUUGUAUUUCAUGUUACAUAGAAAAAUAUAAUAGAUUGGCAGCGUAGCUGCGUUGCAUUUUCA
Molecule: messenger RNA, 915 nt
Organism: Drosophila pseudoobscura
Lineage: Eukaryota; Metazoa; Arthropoda; Insecta; Diptera; Drosophilidae
Gene: Scox
Product: Synthesis of cytochrome c oxidase
Exons: 2
Coding region: 51-815 (254 amino acids)
Biological process (GO): intracellular copper ion homeostasis; mitochondrial respiratory chain complex IV assembly
Cellular component (GO): mitochondrial inner membrane
Molecular function (GO): copper chaperone activity; copper ion binding
Source: RefSeq, a predicted model, not a curated record